Molecule: messenger RNA, 654 nt
Organism: Chlorocebus sabaeus (green monkey)
Lineage: Eukaryota; Metazoa; Chordata; Mammalia; Primates; Cercopithecidae
Source: RefSeq, a predicted model, not a curated record
AUGGGAGCAGGGGGACUGAGCAGCAGCUUGUCCCCUCUCCUGCACAGUCGGCUGCGAGCCCUGGGAGCAGCAGGCUCGGCGCGCAGACCAGCCCGGGACGGAGCCGGGCGCCGUGUGAGCCUCGGGAGGGUCGCGGGGCGCGGGGGCCGGUCGGGGCCAGCCGGCCAGGCCGCGCCACCCUCCCCCGCCCCGCCGCGCCCUGGCUCCGGCGCCCGCGGAGCUGAGACUGAGCGCGCCAGCGCUCCGGGGCCGAGGCUCUGGGACAGACACCGCGAGGGAGGCGGCCGGCGUGGGCUCUCGGCGCGGACGCAGCGCCCCUUCCUCUCGGCGGCCGGAGAGGAGGUGAAGAAGAGGCCGAGGAGACAGGCACGCGGCGGACGUGAGAGAAGGACGCGGGUGCAGCUCCCCGGGGUCGCCGAGCCCCCCUCCUCCUUCGCCUGGCGCGGCGGCACCGCGGGAGUGGGGGAGUCUGGGCUGCCGCGGAGGACCCCAACUGUUGCUGCUGGAAGCCACCGGGGCGGAGGGCGGGGAACAGGUCUGCUGGGCACCUGCUGCACACUUGCCUCGGCGCCCAGACCCCUUCCUCCGCCGAGGCGUGGCGCGGGUCCCCGCCCGGAGCCGCCGCCGCCGCCGCCGCAUCGCGAGUGUCCUUGA